Molecule: messenger RNA, 712 nt
Organism: Drosophila hydei
Lineage: Eukaryota; Metazoa; Arthropoda; Insecta; Diptera; Drosophilidae
Product: glycine-rich protein 5
Exons: 2
Coding region: 47-301 (84 amino acids)
Source: RefSeq, a predicted model, not a curated record
UCAAAACUUUAGAGUUUAUUUCGAUAUUCAACUCAUAGCGGAAACUAUGAAAACUUCCUUUAUAAUUUUGGCCUGUGCUACGUUGGCGCUGCUGCUGUGUACUGUCCACGCGGACGAAGCAGGAGAAAUGAAGGGCGCUGCUCAGUCGGGCUUUUCUGUGGGCGCUGGAGCCGGAGCUGGAGCUGCUGGCGAGGCCGAGGGUCAGGGCGGUGGUGAAGCUAAGGGUGGUGCAGGUGCUGGAUUCAAUAUGGGAGCCCAAGCUGGCGCUGGAGCCAAUGGCAAUGGCAAUGGGGGUCGCUGAGCGUAAGAAGUAAGAAGUAGACGACGACGGCGUCGAUGUCGGUGGCAUUUCCGUUUAAAAUAUCAUUAGUUAAAGUCACAGACACGGGCCACAGGUGGCAUUGGGCCACGAUUCGGCAGCACUUCAAUGAAAAUAAAACAAAAUAAAAAAAAACAAAAUAAAAGCACGAACAACAAACUACGUUUGGCAGCCUUAAUACCACUUAAUGCCAUUUUAUGAAACGUUACCUCAAAUAAAGUACAAACAAUCGACGCCGCCACUGCGACGGCGCCGCUGAUGCCGACGCCGAUGCCAAUCGCCGUAAUCGAAAUCGAAACCAAAAUAGAAAAUUCACCAGCAAUGUUAAAAAUAUAUCAUCGCAUUUUUCCACAUAAAUCAAGUGAUCAAUAAAAUCCAAACACCGAAAAAAAA